AUGUAUCUAUCCACAGUCUCGCUCAUCUUGGCACUUUCUGCCACUGGAGCCCUUGCCGGCCUGCAUAACGACGCUCUUUGUGUGACCGGCCGAACACGUUCUCCUGUUGGCGGCACCCCCUUCAGUCCCAGCUACACCUGGGCCAAGGACUACGAAAUCCACAAGGAAGCCACCGAGUGUGCUUGCAGACUCUACAAGGCUCGCAAUACUGGAAACAAGCAGUGGGAUAGGUGCCCCGAUUGCUUUUACAGCCCGGCCCUUGCUCUUAUGCGGAAUCAUAAUGUUGACCCCCUUCCCUUUCGUGAACCCCGAUUCAUUAUGUUCGUCAAUUGCCUUGGCCUCGUAGUCGUGCAGCCUAGUCUUGUGUAUCAAAGCGGCCAUGUUCCCGGGCACGAGAUCGGCUUGCGUCAUUACUGUCCUGACCAUCUUCGGACUCUUAGUCUCCGAGAUGUCUCUGAGGACGAAGAUGCUUGA
Molecule: messenger RNA, 474 nt
Organism: Colletotrichum destructivum
Lineage: Eukaryota; Fungi; Ascomycota; Sordariomycetes; Glomerellales; Glomerellaceae
Exons: 3
Coding region: 1-474 (157 amino acids)
Source: RefSeq, a predicted model, not a curated record